Messenger RNA from Falco peregrinus (peregrine falcon), 3582 nucleotides. RefSeq names its product transmembrane serine protease 13 (gene TMPRSS13). Gene Ontology annotation, molecular function: protein binding; serine-type endopeptidase activity. Gene Ontology annotation, cellular component: membrane. The transcript has 13 exons. Gene Ontology annotation, biological process: proteolysis. NCBI's taxonomy places the organism in Eukaryota, Metazoa, Chordata, Aves, Falconiformes, Falconidae. The record is from RefSeq and is a predicted model, not a curated record. The coding region runs from base 482 to 2272 and encodes 596 amino acids.
GUGUGGCACUGGGGGUCAUGGGUCUGGGGUCUGGGUAUCAGGAAGCACAUGAUGGAGCUGGACCUUUUCAUCUCAAUAUUUUUACCUGUUCCUGUCCAAUGUGAGUUCUUGGUUAAGCAGAGCAUCCCUAGCUCAUGUCCACAGAGGAAGUGGGAGACUGCUGCUUUCUCCUUGCACAAUGUGAAAGCAUUGCUCCAUUAGCAAGGGAGUGAAAAAGCCUCUAGAGAAACUAGAAGGAAAUGGCUUUUUUUUUCCCUCAAAACAGGGCAUUCUGGACUUCUCGGUCACCUGGGGCUCAGGAGAGGGCUUUUUCUGGGGUUGGACAUGGCUGCGCAUCCCUUCCUCUCCCAUCAGCUGGUGCAUGCAGCCUCGGCGGGUGCAGGAGAUGUGUGAGUGAGUGUGUGGCAGACACACAGCGGAGAAGGGGGACCCUAGGUGGGCAGGCAGCUAGGAGAGCAGUGAGGAGCCCUUGGUGCCUGGGAUGCCACUCUCCCCCAGGGCCAGACCUCCCCUGCUCCCAGACCCCUGGACCUUUGGCAGCAGCCAAGGCUCCUAUAGCCCCUGCCCUGGUUCCCCAGCGGCUGGCUGGCGCAGCCGGCAGCAGAGGCAGGUAAUUUUCGUGUUGUGCCUGGAGCAGUUGGGAAACAGGCAGCGGUGGAGCUGGGCAGCAGGUCGGACUGGUUUUCCUCCAACACCUGGUGCUGGCGCUGGCACUGACGUACAAGCCUGCUCGGCAAACAGAUUCUGCCCUGUCCCCGAGGACCUGACUUCGCUCUGCACUUCGCUGCGCAGCGAAGGAUGGCUGUGCUGGAGCUGUGACCCCAGCCCAGCCCUGCAGCGGCCGAUGGACGGGAAAACCUCUCCGACCGCUGCAACACCCAGCAGUGUCCCUUCCAGCCUCCAUGCCUCCACAGGCAGCAACAUCUUCGGUGCCCGACCUCCGCAGCCUCGAGAAAGUGUCCUCGGCAUUAGUUUCAAGCCCUACAGCCCAGAGUGCAGCCCAGCCCCGGCCCCCUGCACGACCUGUGAGAGCACACGAUCCUCCAUGUUCAGAGCUCCCUGCAUGAGCCAGCGACGGCUCGCGCUCAUCUUCUGCAUCUCCGUCCUCAUCGCGCUGCUCAUCGCCCUUAUCCUGCUGUUUAUGUUCUGGAGGUCGCAGACUGGCAUCGUGUACAAGGAGCCAGCCGAGACCUGCAAGGACAACCCCGUGCGCUGUGACGGCAUCGUCGACUGCUCCCAGAGGAGCGAUGAGCUGGGCUGUGUGCGCUUUGCAUCCGACGAGUCCUUGCUCCACGUCUACUCCAGCACUGAAAGCCAGUGGCUGCCAGUGUGCAGCAGUGCCUGGGAUGACUCCUUCUCCAGAAAGACCUGCCGGCAGCUGGGAUUUCAGAAUGCAUCACAGACUGAAUACAUCCCCCUGCACAUCUCCGGCAAGAGCCUCACUGUGACCGAGGAGCGAGACACCAUCCAGCAGAGCCUCAACAGCUCACAGUGUCUCACGGGAAAGUAUGUCUCCCUCCGAUGCACAACCUGUGGGCAGAGGAUUUCUGGCCGGAUCAUCGGAGGAAAGGAAACCUCCGUGAGCAAAUGGCCCUGGCAAGUCAGUGUGCAGUACGGGCCGAUCCACAUCUGCGGCGGCACCAUCAUCGAUGCGCAGUGGGUCCUCACCGCAGCCCACUGCUUCUUCAUGAACAACAUGAAGAUCCUCGAUGACUGGAAGGUGUAUGGCGGCGUCUCGGACCUGAAGCAGCACACAGAUGGCAUCUCCGUCUCCCAGGUCAUCAUCAACUCCAACUACAGCGACGAUCACGAUGACUACGACAUUGCUCUCAUGAAGCUCUCCAGGCCGCUGACGCUCUCAGCUCAGGUUCGCCCAGCCUGCCUUCCCAUGUACGGCCAGCGAUUCCAGACCGGCAGGUCCUGCUUCAUCACCGGCUUUGGGAAGACCAGGGAGAAUGAAGAUAACACAUCCCCCAAGCUGCGGGAGGCAGAGGUGAAGCUGAUUGACUACAAGAUCUGCAACAGUGACAAGGUGUAUGAGGGCUACCUGACCCCACGGAUGAUGUGCGCUGGGUACCUGCAGGGAGGGAAAGAUGCGUGCCAGGGUGACAGUGGAGGGCCCCUGGUCUGUGAGGACCAUGGCCGCUGGUAUGUGGCCGGGGUGACAAGCUGGGGGACAGGAUGUGGCCAGAAGAACAAGCCCGGUGUUUACACACGUGUGACAAAGCUCCUCAGCUGGAUAUACAGCAAAAUGGAGAGUGAGAAUGACUAAAACCCGGACGGACACUUGCCUGGGCUGUGCCUCUCCAGCCAGCGCGGGCCCCUGCCCUUCAUUGCUGCCAGGGCAUGAUGCUACCAGCAGAUCCCCCCUGCCUAUCUCUGGACUGUCUGUGCAGCCAGGGACCCAUCGCUGCCCCCAACCUCUGAAAAUACGGCGCCUACAAAGCGACUCUGCUGCCCUGGCCCAGUGCAAGGGAGAGGUGGCUUGGUGGCGGCUGGGCAAAGCACCCAGCCCGGUGGCACGCAGGGGGCAGCAGCCCGUGCCGGCAGCUGGCCGUGCCGGCUGGGAAGUGCCUCCUUGCCCUGUGUCUGUGGUUCUCCUUGUGUAAAUAGACAUGUCCGGACCAGGAUGUCGCGAGUGCUUCCUGGCAGGACUUGCGGCAUGCUCAAGCCGGUGGAGGUCGAGGAUGGAAGCAAGGGGCAGGAGAGCCAUGGGGUGCCCGUGGUGAGGGAGUGCUCUCCUUUGCAUGCUGCUGCCAGGUGGCAGCUGUGCUGCCUUGGGGUGCAGGAUGGGGCUGGGCCCCGUGCAGCUGUGCGCCGCACUGCCCACACCCGCAGGGCCACGUUCCCUAUUUUUUCCCUGAAGGGUUGAGUGAAGGGGAGCCCCAAGGUGGAGUUACGCUACCGUCUGGGAGGAGCAGUGGUUACUCUCAUGUUUGCAGACAGGUUUAGGGCGCCUUGUAAGUGGUGUUCCUCCCCAUGAGAGAAAUACCUGUUUGUUUAUUUUUCCAUGCUGUGGAUAUGGUCCGAGCAAGCCCUCGCUCCCAGGACUGCACGCAGCCGGUCUCUGCCCCCCUGUCUGCUCUGAUGAGGCUUUCUGCAGCAGCGUGGGGCAGAUCUGCUCUCUGGGGAGGCUGCAGGAGGUGUGACAGAAGUCAGCAGCAGCCAAAGGCCAAAGUGGAGCGUGAUGCAGAGCAGCCACUCUUCCCAGGCAGCUCCCAGCCCCUCUCCAGUGUGAGCCAGCCCCCGGAUCUCACAGCUGCUUGUUCAGUGACCGUGUUGGAUUGCUUCCUCCUCCCUCUGGCUGCUGAACACGCAGGGAUCACGUAGCCAGCCUUACCUCCCUGGCCACGCCACGGCAGGGAUGCAUUUCCCCCAAGGAAACAAGUGCCCACAUCUCCCCACGGGUGCUUUGAGGCACACAAGGUGCUACAGGAGAUCCCCAGGUUGGCAGGGUGAGCACCCGUCGGGUGAGCCGAGGCUGGCUGCCCAUGGCCAAGGCUGUGCUUGUCUCCCCAGAUGUGCGGUCAGCUGCAGAGUGGUCCUGGGGAGCCUGGCCACCCUGCACUUUUCUCAAUAAAU